Molecule: messenger RNA, 1689 nt
Organism: Pisolithus orientalis
Lineage: Eukaryota; Fungi; Basidiomycota; Agaricomycetes; Boletales; Pisolithaceae
Exons: 3
Coding region: 1-1689 (562 amino acids)
Source: RefSeq, a predicted model, not a curated record
AUGGCAGACUCGUCCUCCAACCAGUCCUCCUCCUACGCCUCCGACCCAAUCCUCCGCUAUCGUCCCCCCUUUGCUCAGUCUCUCCCCGUCCAGAUCCUCACUACCGGAAUCGUGCUCACCCUCGUCGUCGUGCUGCUUCUCCAUCUUAUCUUCACCGCACAGUACCACUGGCCCAUCGCUCGCCUAAAUUACAUCCUCCAACUAACCGGCGUAAUCACCCUCCUCACCUCGGUUAUCGCUACCCUCUAUGUCGUAUUCAUGUCCACCGUCCUAGAGAGCCAGCACUGGCCAUACAUGCUUUCUUACUUGGCUGUAGACAUGCCAAAAGUACAACUCAACGGCACCUUGAACACGACCGACCCGACCGUCGCGUAUCAGACCCAAUGGACCUUUGCUCAGAUCGCCGCGUGGACUGCUAUGAAUGCAACUACCUCCGUCAUCGUCCAGAUAACUCAUAUACAUUUUCUGACUCUCCUCUAUCCCUCCGAUCUCGAGGCAAAGCUUAUCUUUUUCACUCUUGGUCCCCUUGCUAUCAUAUCCGCUGUCAUGCAGCUCCUCCCUCUCAUAGCCGGUCCUAAUGCCAUCGGAGUAUCCGAAGGCGUCCGCAACGUCUGCAAUGCCGCUCUGUCCCUUCUCUUCACCUCCUCUCUCGUUAUUUGGGGAUUCUUUGUCAACCGAAAGCAAGCUUGGCGCACAGACGGUGGAACAGCUGCAUUCGGAGCUGGCGCUAUCAUACUCGCACUCAUCUCCACCACACUCAACUUUAUUUAUAUACCUAGACAAGACCAGUAUACGUGGAUGCCAAAAUUAAUGUGGGCCGUCGUGCUUUGGCAGAGCUUUUUGGGCUGGUGGUGGUGGGUAGGUGCGGGUGUGGGCGUUAGAGAAGUCGAGGAGUCGCUCGCCAAGGAGCAUAAGAGACAACAGAAGAGGAAACUCAGGGAACAAAGGCGGAAGGAGCAGAGGGAACGUGCAAAAUCUGUAUGGAAAGGUGUCACGAGCACGUUCAAGCCGACCGGUACCAGCGUGCGCACACAACAGGGUGAGGAGUCAGACGGCGGUGGGAGGCAGACGACGGGUCGCACACCAUCGUCGACAACGGACACGGCGCCAACGACGUGGCGGUUGCUGCAUCCCGUACACCUUGCACAGAGUUGGUUUGCGCGACUACGUCACGAUCACUUGACAGCUGCACAUCUCCAGGCAGUCGAGCGAGUCGAACGAAUCCACCAGGUAUUCGGGCGAGAGGAAGCCCGAAACUCGAUGCGGGAACCGGGGGCACAAGUUGUCGGCUGGGGUCUUGGUCACUACGGUGUGCGGGAAGCAGAGCGAGAACGGAGGGAAGAACUUGGGGUCGACGAGGGAAUUGCCGACCCGAGUGGGAGCAAGGUCAAGAAUGUAGACAAUGACGACGAAUUUUCUUCGUCCUCUGGUACGGAGUCAGAUGGUGGUGCCCCCUCUCGGGAUCGGUAUCGGGAUCAGCACGUUCAGCUACGUCGACGGAGUACGAGCGGACACCAUUACGCCGCGCCACAAUCCUCGCCGUCACGAACGUCGUCGUCGCCAACGGAGCCGCGGCCAUCGUCCCCACCGGCGCGAUUUCAAGAAGUGGAUGACGCCACAGGGUCGUCCAUGUGGUGGUGGGGACCUCUUCGCAAAUGGCGUCUACAAGAUUCGACGACUUAUCGGUGA